UGUACCUUAUUAACAAAAGUGUUAAUGUUAUGUAUUUUACAGUCUUCUCCUGGAGGCAAUGGUGGUCUAAAGGUGGCCAAGACGGUGGUUGUUAACCCUAACGACGUCAAUGGUGAUGCCUUUAAAACCAUUAAUGACGCUAUAGCUGCUGCGCCAACGAAGGCAGAAUCCGAAAACGGAUACUUCGUGAUUUACGUCGUGGCUGGAGUUUACGAAGAGUACGUCACGGUCCCUAGCAACAAAUCUUACGUGAUGAUCAUUGGUGAUGGCAUUGACAAAACAAUCAUCACCGGAAAUAGAAAUAUCGUUGAUGGUUCCACCACUUUUGCUUCUGCUACACUCGCUGUUAUCGGAAGAGGCUUCAUUGCGGCGAACAUAACCGUGAGAAACACAGCCGGGCCUAACAAACACCAAGCUGUGGCUGUUCGCAACAGUGCUGACAUGUCAGCAUUUUACAAAUGUAGCUUCGCCGCCUACCAAGACACGCUCUACGUCCACUCACUUAGACAAUUUUACAGAGAAUGCGACAUCUACGGAACGGUAGAUUUUAUAUUUGGAAACGCAGCAACGGUUCUUCAAAACUGCAACAUCAUUCCUAGAUUACCACUUCAAGGACAGUUCAAUGCCAUAACGGCUCAAGGCAGGAGCGAUCCAAACCAGAAUACCGGGAUUUCGAUACAGAAUUGUAAAAUCAUACCGAGUGCUGAAUUGGUUUCAAGUAAUUACACGGUUAAGACGUAUUUAGGUAGGCCGUGGAAGGAGUACUCAAGGACGGUUUACUUGCAAAAUUUCAUGGAUGGGUUUAUUGAUGGUAAGGGAUGGACUGAAUGGAUGGGUGAUUUCGCUUUACAAACGUUGUAUUAUGCUGAGUUCAAGAAUACCGGGCCAGGUUCAGAAACAGCUUACCGGGUUAAUUGGCCCGGUUAUCAUGUGAUCAAUGAAACUGAAGCAGUUUGGUUCACUGUGUCAAACUUUAUUGUCGGAGACAAAUGGUUGCCGAGCAUGGGAGUUCCCUACGCCGGUGGGUUGGUGUAAUCUCGAUUGAUAUCUGGCCAUUCAAAACCAUAUACUAAUUAAAUUAAACGUUUAAAAUUAUUUUGUGUUGGUUUUUUUUUUUGCUAA
Molecule: messenger RNA, 1122 nt
Organism: Raphanus sativus (radish)
Lineage: Eukaryota; Viridiplantae; Streptophyta; Magnoliopsida; Brassicales; Brassicaceae
Product: probable pectinesterase/pectinesterase inhibitor 20
Exons: 2
Coding region: 25-1035 (336 amino acids)
Biological process (GO): cell wall modification
Molecular function (GO): pectinesterase activity; pectinesterase inhibitor activity
Source: RefSeq, a predicted model, not a curated record